CACGCGCGCGGAGCGGUCGUCUCGCUAUCUAAACUUGUUUGUUGUUCACGCGGACAAGUGGGUCACGAGUGUAUUAACUGUGACGCGAAAAACUUCGCUUGUGUUCAGCGUGUGGAUCAAUUCAGUGACAGUGGAUACCGAUUUUGUAGUGGCAAACAGCGGUCCUUUUGAAGUGUGCGGGAUGCGUGCGUGAGCGCAGCGCAUGACGUGCUACGAAACGUUGAGAGCUCCGGCACCCGCGGACGCCCCCAUGGCGCACCACUUUGUCAAGUGGUGGCGCAACAAGUUUAGAAAUGGAUACAAGAAAUUUAGCAUUGGCACGGAGAGCGAACGGACUGAUACGGAGGAGCUGGUUGGUCGGGCUGCGUCCCAGUGCUCGGCGCCUCCAGACCUGCUGCCGAGCGAGGCCCGGGCGCUGCUGGCGCCUUCCACGCCGCCCCCGCGCCCCGUCAGGACUCACGAGCCCCCCUACAAGCCCCCUUCGCCGCCAACCCCGGACCACAAUGACGACAAGCCUAGACUACGGUUUGAGGAGCUGACAUGUGAUGUAGAGCUGCAGCACCCUGAACCUUCAAAACAACAGCCUCUUCAAUUCUCAUUUACGCUUUACGACCUCGACGGGCACGGUCGAAUGACAAAAGAUGACAUUGCGGGUAUCGUUUCAACGAUAUACGAGUCGAUAGGGAAGUCGGUCACGGUCCCACAUUAUGGUUCGAAAACCAUACAAGUGCGACUAACGGUCGUACCGGAAGACGGGAACUCACGGAGCCAUCGUGAAAGGCGAGAGGGCCGGCGCCGGCGGCGGCGAGAGCCCGCCGGCACGCCCGCGGCGCCGCCGGAAUGCGCGGACCACAGCGACGAGGAACAACGAGAAAGACUAUCGCAAGAUGAUGACGCAUCGUCCAAAUCGUCGUGCUCGGGUGACAGAAGACCGCAGCGACCUCCCCCCCAGAACUCACGGCCCCAUCGCCAUCAUCGAAGAGAUCACAGGGACCGAAAACAUACAAAAAAACGAUCAGGCAGCUUACAAAGACGGGAGCUACUGGAGAUUAUUCAGGCAAACAUGGAAAAAAAUCACCUGAGCUUUCAAGCUUCAAGAAAGCCCAGUGAUCCUGUAGCCAACGAAGAAGACAUCACCAAUAAAUACCAGAAGCUCCGAAAUAGAUCAUUUACUGUGAGUGAAAAGCCGACGAAUGCAUUUCAAAAAACCAAGGCUGACAAUCCUGGACACGGGUAUCUGGAUUUGGCGAGUGGUGGUGAUUCUAACUUGUGCCGGUACGAUCGGUAUUUACAUGCGGUGAUAUGCUCUUCGGCGCGUCACGCUCAUACCGGCUACCAUCAAAAACAUGCGCCGGCGCCGCGCACGCCUCGCGCUGCCCACCACCACUCCCGGUCACGAUCCCACGACCUGCCUGCCCAAGCCACAACCCAGCAACCCAGAGUGCUACAAAUAAUAUUCUUAUAGAACUUAGGUAUGGGCAUUGUCGGCGACGACUUUGUCCAUCUACAUUUUAAUCGCGCGGUACACUAUCGUAUUUAAAUUAUUGAGUUACCAAAAGCUGUACUGAAUGAAAUUAAAUUAUUACUGUGGUCAAAGUGUGACCAUAUUCUCGUUAAUAUUAAGUAAUUAUAAGACGUCGUUAAAGUCAUUACAUUAAUCAGUAUUUAAAGAAGACAAGUGUAGUGUUUUAUUAGGUUAGAAUCAAUUCAUAAUAAUGAUAUGUAUUACUUAACAAGAUUUAGUGAUACGGUACUGAAUAAUAAUGUAUAAGGAUUCAAGUUACUUUUUUAUUCUUGGGCCUAUGGAUAUUAUGUAUUGGCAUUAUGCAUUAAUUGACACACAAUACCGCGAGGCGUGACAAAAUCAAGGGUAAUGUUAUGGUGUUAAAUAAAAUAAUUAAUUUAUAUUGGCAUGACCUCAUGAGAAAAUAAUAAAUCUCAUGGUAUGGUAGAUCUUAUACUCGUAAAAAUUCAGUGCCUUAAUUUAAAAUGGAAAACCGAUCAAACGCGCGUUUUUUGUGUAAAGAGGGUUCCGUACGUUUUAAUCAAAACUAUUUUUUUUCAAAUGUUAAGUUGAAUGAAAAUCAAGUUGAUAGUACAUAAUAAAAUUAUAAUUUAUUAAUAACCCUUAAUAUGUCAGAGGGAAGGAUCGAAAUUUCAUUUCUGAGCAUUGUUAAUUUUGUAAAACAUAGAGAUUAGGGUUUUAUUAUUCCAAAAUUUGUACGAAUGCCUCAAAAGCACGAUUACAUUUCGAGCGUCACUCAAAUGUAUGACUCCUAUACGACUUAUAUCUCAUUAUGGUCAAUUUGACAAUAAAUAUAGGAUGUUAUUGAUUUAAAACAUGCUACGACACAAAAAUAACUUUGAGUGGCGUGUCACCGUUCGGUGUGAAAAUUUAAUUUAAAGUAAAUGGGCCUAUAUUAAUUGUGACAUCGGCAUAUUUACCGCCCAUGCAAAGAAAAUGAAAGCGUUGGCUGUAGUUGUAGUUACUUCUUUGUAACGUAUUGAAGUUAAUUAGCCAACAUCAUUAUCCUUGUAUUAGGUACACUUCAUAGUUCAUUACAUUGGUUUUUAUUUGGAAUAGACUUGAUAUUAAAAACAUAAGUAUUAAACAAAAGAAUGUUGGUCAAUUUUUGUCAUUGAAAGAAUAUUAAAAAGAUUAAAUAAUGUAUGUAAGUACCACAAAUAUGUCAAUGUAAUAUUAACAUGGAUGGAUAUGUAUUAAUAAUACAGGCUUAUUUAGUUGGAUAUUAUG
Molecule: messenger RNA, 2755 nt
Organism: Ostrinia nubilalis (European corn borer)
Lineage: Eukaryota; Metazoa; Arthropoda; Insecta; Lepidoptera; Crambidae
Gene: nkd
Product: protein naked cuticle homolog
Exons: 5
Coding region: 203-1465 (420 amino acids)
Biological process (GO): negative regulation of Wnt signaling pathway
Cellular component (GO): cytoplasm
Molecular function (GO): calcium ion binding
Source: RefSeq, a predicted model, not a curated record